Molecule: messenger RNA, 1329 nt
Organism: Chrysoperla carnea
Lineage: Eukaryota; Metazoa; Arthropoda; Insecta; Neuroptera; Chrysopidae
Product: pre-mRNA-splicing factor 38B
Exons: 5
Coding region: 184-1296 (370 amino acids)
Cellular component (GO): precatalytic spliceosome
Source: RefSeq, a predicted model, not a curated record
CUUACAUAUUUUUUAACAAUAAUGGAGGAUAUGAAUUGUAGAAGGAAUAAAAAAUCAGUUUAAUUAAUUAAAAUAAUCGUACUUAUAUUUGUUAAUCACUUAAAUAAAACGUUCAUUGUUUUAGUUGUUCAUUAGUUGUAUGUUGAUAUUGAAUGGUGUACGAUUUUUAGUUGUUUUUAUAUAAUGGAAGCUGAAUAUGAAGAAGGCACCGAAUAUGUUCCAAAAGCGGGUUCAAAAGCCAGUAAUAUUCUACCGUUAUGGGGAAAUGAGCGUACGAUGAAUUUGAAUCCAUUAAUUUUAACAAAUAUACAAAGUUCACACUACUUCAAAGUAAAUUUAUAUGAAUUAAAAACGUAUCACGAAGUGGUCGACGAAAUAUAUUAUAAAGUAUCACAUCUCGAACCAUGGGAGAAAGGUUCACGUCGAACUUCUGGACAAACAGGCAUGUGUGGGGGAGUACGAGGUGUUGGAGCCGGCGGUAUAGUUUCAACAGCAUAUUGUUUAUUAUAUAAAUUAUUUACAUUAAAAUUAACUCGUAAACAAUUGAAUGGACUACUGACGCAUUGUGAUUCACCGUAUAUACGUGCGUUAGGCUUUAUGUACAUACGUUACACGCAGCAUCCACAAAAUUUAUUGGAUUGGUUUGAUCCGUAUUUGGAAGACGAGGAGGAGCUUGAUGUGAAAGCUGGCGGUGGGCAAAAUAUGACAAUUGGCCAAAUGCUACGUCAGUGGUUAAUAAAAUUGGAAUGGUUUUCCACAUUAUUUCCACGUAUUCCAGUUCCAAUACAACAACGCUUGCAAAAACAUCUACAAGAGCGUUUUCCUAAUGGUAUUAUGGUUGGACCAAAUAAACCAACAGCAGAUGAUCAUGGCUCGGUAGGACGAGCCACAUCCAGUACGAAUCGUAACGAUGAUCUCAGGGACAGAGCAACACGUGAUCGUGAAAUAUAUCGUGAUCGUGGUUCAGAGCAUAGUUUUCUCAGGGACAGAAGCCGUGAUGUCGAUGUAGAUAGAGAUAAAUAUAGAGAUAAUGAUCGUUAUCGUGAACGAUAUCGUGGCAAUCAUGAUUAUGAACGAAUACGCGAGCGAAGCCGAGAUCGCGAAGUGAGACGCGACCGUGAACGACCUCAUAGCAGUAGCAAACAUCGCGACAGACAUCAUCACAGUAGUCGCGAACGUGAAAAGUAUCGUGAUCGUAGUCGUGAUCGCAGUAGAGAACGUAGUCGAGAUGAACGAGAAGAUUAUAGCAGGGACAGAGAACGAAGUGGUUAUGAGAGUAAAAAAUCCCGACGGUGAAAAUUUAUUAUAUUUUCAUUAUUGUAUGUAAAA